Messenger RNA from Pistacia vera, 1731 nucleotides. RefSeq lists its product as uncharacterized. The transcript is spliced from 2 exons. Gene Ontology annotation, biological process: interstrand cross-link repair. NCBI's taxonomy places the organism in Eukaryota, Viridiplantae, Streptophyta, Magnoliopsida, Sapindales, Anacardiaceae. Gene Ontology annotation, cellular component: Fanconi anaemia nuclear complex. The record is from RefSeq and is a predicted model, not a curated record. The coding region runs from base 20 to 1606 and encodes 528 amino acids.
UUGUUUGGCUACAAGUUUUAUGCUAACCUUCCCCCACCCGCACAAAUUUUCCCGCGUUUUCCAGAACUUGAAAAAGCAAUUCCUCACUCUCCCAGUGAGAAGGAAUAUGGAGUCAUGGCUCCCGCUCAUGGACAUUUUUCUCAACAACCCAACACCAGAAGUGGAAGCAUCUCUAUGGCUACAACAAUCUUUCAGUGCCACGUCGUCGUCGUCAACCUCAACCCCAAUCACUACUAGCUCUUUUAUUUCUUUGCUCACAAAACCCUGCAAUGUCACUAUCAACGAUUCAUCCUCUUCUCCCACCACGAAAACGGUUAUGUUUAUAGAGACUUUACCGGGUUUCGUACAGUCCAGGAUUUUAUCGUUUCUUGCUUUUGAGAAUAAGAGAUUUAAUGCACGUGAGUUGUGUGGGUUGGCCAGGGAUGUAAUGAGUGGAGGUGGGGGGAGUGAUUUUUGGGUUAAGAGAACUGCACGCCAUCUGUUUGACGCGGUGUCUGACUCGAACUAUGAGUGGAUUUCUGGCUUGAGUUUGGAUUCUGAGGAUCAAAAAUUUGAUGAAGAGUUUGAGUCUGUUCCGUCUUGGCUUAAGGGCUCUUUGAGUAGUAACGAUGAUUUGCUUUUCCCUUGGCUUCCUAUAUCGCUUAAUGAAUUGAAUUCAAGAACCUUUUUCACUGCUUGUGAAGAUGAGAAUGAUGAGGAUUCAGUGAGUGAAGUGAGAGAGAGUUUAGAGAAUGAAUUGAAUGAAGUUGUGGAGGAAAUCCAGGAUGAUUGUCCUACACAUGUUUGUACAGAAGGUGAGAUCGGAAAAGUGGCAACAGAUUUAAGCGAGCGGCUUAGGAAUUUCGAAUCUAGUUAUAAAACUGUAGCUUUAGCCAAUGAAAUACAACAACUUUGUUUGGAAAAAGGAGGAGACUCUUUUAAGGUUUUGGGUUUGAUUAAACCUUGGAAAGCAGAUGAUGAGACUGCUUCGGUUCUGAUUUCUCAUUUUUCAAGUGGAAGUGAAGACGAACUUGCUUGGCCAAGCCAGGUUCUUUGCUCAGUUGUCCUUCCUAAGUUAUUGGUUCUUGAGGAGCCCGCUUCUCGUGUGCUUGUGAGUGCAUUGAUAGAGUACUGCAAGAUCCAUCAGAGAGCUGCUGAGUAUGCAUUAGUUUUUCCUCUAAUAUUGCGAAGAGAAGGUAUCAACAACCCUAUUUGCGAUGUAAUAACAAGAAUUUUAAGGGAAUGCCUGCACCCAGCUCAUGUUUCAGCCUUCUGCCAGAAACUGCUUUAUGGAGGAGAAGAUGAGAACAGAUUCAUCUGUCUUCCAUCCCACCAAUGUCUUAUCUCUGAUGAACUGGUAUGGACAGAAUCCUUGUUUACUCUUUUCCAAAAUAUCUUGAAUCAUAAUGUUCAUUUUACUCAGGAUUCGAUUGAUCAUAUUGUUUUCCGGGUUGUGGAAUUGACUGAAAGGUUUUUCAAAUCUCUUAAGUUUGGAAACUUUUUGUUAUGUUUGGUCACCAAAUGUGCCCCACUGUUGAAGUCUCAUAAGCUUUUAUUGAUCGAAGUCGUUGAGCACACAAAUACGAUUGUUACCAAAUCUAUAUUAUCAAAAUUGGCUAGCUUUUAGCAGUUGUACUUUUCAGAUCAUUCUUGUUGAUGUGAGUUUGAAUCAGUCUUUGGGAACAUACAGUUUGCACAAUCUGCAAGCUCUCAUUAGAAAAGUUAACAUUGAUAUAAUUGUUUGGAUCAUUU